CCCUUGCGGGGGAAACCCCGCGCCCUCUUUAACCCCUCCCACCUCCCCUCACGCUCCCUUUCCGGCCGCGGCUCCCUCCACGCCACCAUGCCCCUCGCCAAGGACCUGCUGCACCACUCGCCCGAGGAGGAGAAGCGGAAGCACAAGAAGAAGCGCCUGGUGCAGAGCCCCAACUCCUACUUCAUGGACGUCAAGUGCCCCGGCUGCUACAAGAUCACGACCGUGUUCAGCCAUGCCCAGACCGUGGUGCUCUGCGUUGGCUGCUCCACCGUGCUCUGCCAGCCCACGGGGGGCAAGGCGCGGCUCACCGAAGGGUGUUCCUUCCGGAGGAAGCAGCACUAAGGGAUGGAUGCGGCUCCGCUGGGAUCUCGGCGCCGGCGUGGGGAGGAGGCCAAUAAAGUGUGGAUACAA
Pezoporus flaviventris is the source of this 411-nucleotide messenger RNA. RefSeq names its product small ribosomal subunit protein eS27. NCBI's taxonomy places the organism in Eukaryota, Metazoa, Chordata, Aves, Psittaciformes, Psittacidae. The coding region runs from base 88 to 342 and encodes 84 amino acids. Gene Ontology annotation, biological process: translation; ribosomal small subunit assembly. Gene Ontology annotation, molecular function: RNA binding; structural constituent of ribosome. The record is from RefSeq and is a predicted model, not a curated record. Gene Ontology annotation, cellular component: ribosome; cytosolic small ribosomal subunit. The transcript has 4 exons.